Molecule: messenger RNA, 2136 nt
Organism: Mucor mucedo
Lineage: Eukaryota; Fungi; Mucoromycota; Mucoromycetes; Mucorales; Mucoraceae
Exons: 9
Coding region: 55-1764 (569 amino acids)
Biological process (GO): cell division
Molecular function (GO): protein binding
Source: RefSeq, a predicted model, not a curated record
CUUAAAAAAUAUCGUCCUUUUUUUUACUUUAUCAAACAAAAAAUAAAAAUAAAAAUGGGCGAGCGAUCAUCAUUUUACCCAACACGAUCUAAUGCAGCCAUGCCCAAUGAAGGAGGAAAGACAAGAAUAGACCGUUUACGCUUAUUAAGAGAUAGCCUUUUAGAGUGUCAUGAACUUGGCAUGGCAAGUUUUUUGGACGAACAACUGGUUGUCAGUAGCCAUUCGGUUGACGACGUAUACAGUCUUGCUCUAUCCUACCAUGGACAACAACAAUACGAACGAGCACUGGAACUAUUGAAUCAAUACGACGCUAUCAAUAAAAAUCUGUAUUGUCGACUGUUAGCUGCACGAUGUUCUCUUGCACUAUCCGAAGGUGCGGAUGCCCUGGAUUAUUUAGGUCACUCCAACCCCUUUACCCAAAAGAAUGCAAAGCUGUUAGACAAUGAAGACACAGGCAUCAAGGUAGAAUCACUCAUGUGUUUUACACGGGCAAAAUCCUAUCUCCUAUUGGGCAAUUACCGACGAGCCAGUGAUAGUUUUAAGGAGGCAUUGAAAGUGGAUACCAGAUGUUCAGGGGCUCUUGAUUCGCUUGUAAAACUAAACUCGAUGACCGAAAAAGAAGAGUUUGAAUUUGUGACAACAUUGCCGUAUGAAGAGCAUUGUGGUGAGGAAGCGGGUUAUUUUAGAUAUCUUUAUGGGCUCAAGCUGAAAAGAAAUAUUCGGAACUCUGAAAAGAUGGUUGCCAUGCCAGAAUUAGAUGACCUGUUGGAAGUUCAUUUAUUCAAGGCAAAGCGAUAUAUGGAAACUGGAGAUUUUGAGAAUUGUCUAAAGAUCUGUGAAACUAUCAGGAAAAGGGACUCUUUCUAUAUGGACUCGAUUGUACUUCACAUCACAUGCUUAUUUGAGCUGAAUAAGAUGAUUGAAUUAUACAAGUACUCUACAGAACUGGUAGAACGAAAAAAUAUGGAAUCCGUAACAUGGUAUGCGGUAGGAUUAGUUCAUCUUAAUGCCAAAAAAAACACAGAGGCAAGGGAAUAUUUUAAACGAUCCUUAACCCUGGAUAAUUUACUACAAGAAGCUUGGAUUGGUUAUGGACAUUCAUUUGCAUAUGAAAAGGAGCAUGAACAAGCGAUCACAGCAUAUAUGUCUGCCAGUCGUUUAGCGCCCGAAUCCCAUGUACCUUUAUUAAAUAUCGGUAUGGAAUACAUGCUACAAAAUCAAUUGGAGGAAGCCUCCAACUAUUUUGCAAGGGGCCUUCAUAAGAAUCAAAACGACCCUGUUUUACACAAUGAAGCAGCCGUUUGCUUUUACAAGAUGGAACAAUAUGUGAGGGCUCGAUCUCAUUUACACUUGGCAUUGCAACACGCUCAAGAAAAUCAAUCUGGCAGUAGUCCUAUUUGGGAAAAAAUCUGGUGUAACUUGGGCCAUGUAUACCGUCAUCCGCCACUUUUAAAUUAUGAUCGCGCGUUAAAGUGUCUAUUGAAUGCAAAAGACCAUAACCCGAACAAUUCAGAUGUUCGAGCCACUAUCGGGAUGAUUUACCAUAUCCAGAACAAGACGAUGGCGGCUAUUGCGGAAUAUUACGUUGCAUUGGAAAAUUCAAAAGAUCCGGCUUCUGUGAAUGAGUUACUACAAUUAGCUUUAAAAAGUCAAAGCGAAAAAGGCGUUUGUGACCCAUUUUCGGAUGAAGGAAUGGAUUUUGCAAAUUUACCCGAACUUUCAAGUGAAAUUCAACUAGAGUUAGAUGAUGCCCACUGGACAUAAUAAACUUAAAAAAAAAAAGAUCAUCUUUUCGGUGUUUUCGACGAAUGUGAUGCUUCCACGACACACAAAAAAAAAUUUGUCUGGCCAUGUAUGACACGAAAAAAAAAAAUUGAUUUUUUUAAAAAAAAAAAUAAGGGUAUAUUACAAACAAACAAUAAUUAGGUGUGUGUAAAAAGAAAAAAAGUCUAUAAUCUAGGCUACUUUCUUUUGGUUGGGAAUAGUUAAACAAUGAAUACCCAAGAAAUCACAGAAACUAUUGAUAACGACAAUGGCCCAACGCAUAUAGGCAAUGACAGCAAAUACAAAAUAUGCAAGUAAAAACAUGUACUCUGACUCCGCCGUAAAAAUAGGUCCACUAAAAAAAAAACAAAU